AUGUCGGCUCACGCAGUCAAGCGGCGGAAAUUGAGUCCUCCGCCGACAGAAGGUUCCUCUGCGAGCCAGGCUCGAGCCUUUACCAGCGCAGCGACGAACAACGUGAAUGAAUCUAGCGCGAACACUGACACUGGCCCUGUACGAAGGAAUGAUCACUCUGCUAAGCCCGGCUCGACACAGAGAGCCAAGGAUGAACGCACUGCAGAGCUGGCCAUGGCCAGUGGCUUCUACAAGUCCGGCUUCUUCAAGUUGCAGUUGGACGAAUUGGUGAGCGGAUUGAAAAUCAACUACGAGAAGCGCAUCGCCAAGGUCCAGGACACUUUGCACAAGGUCAAAAGUGCAAUUGAGGGCCUGUCUGAGAUUGCGCCAAAAUCAAUUGCGGAGGCCGAGAAAGAUCUUCGCACGACAUCCGGAAUCGUGGUGCCUUGGCCCGAACCACGCCCAAGCAAGGAUGUGAAAUAUACCGUCUCAUAUGCGAAGCCGUCGAAUAUCAACGUGGUGGGUAGCGUUGGACUCAGGACUGGAGCCAAGACUGCGGAAGCUCGUCCUGUGGACUUGGCUGUGACAAUGCCUACCUCGAUUUUCCAGGAGAAGGACUAUGUCAAUUACCGCUACUUCCACAAGAGAGCGUAUUACAUUGCUUGCAUCGCUGCCGGCAUUCAAGAAACAGCCAGCGAUCUUGGUCUUGAAGUCAAGUUCAAUUUCCAAGAUGGAGACAGUCUUCGGCCACUCAUUGUGCUGGAGCCUCGCACCUCAAAGGACGAUAAGGCGCCCUCACACCCGCAGAUUCGUAUCAUGACUGCGUUUGACCCUCAUUUCUUCCCUGUCAAGCAAACUUUACCCAUGAAGAACAAUGUCAGACAGGGACCCUCGGCCGAUUCCAAAGAGAGCGGCGAGCCGACACCAUACUAUAAUGCUAGUCUUCGAUCCGAAGCAACCGUAUCUCUCUAUCACAAAUACCUCUACUCCGCUGCUCAGAAGUCCGAAUCCUUCCGCGACGCCUGCAUUCUUGGACGAACGUGGUUGCAGCAACGUGGGUUCAGCACAUCUUUCCAGAAGGGAGGAUUUGGGGGCUUUGAAUGGUGCGCUUUGAUCUCGCUUCUCUUUGAAGGUGGUGGUCCGACGGGGCAGCCUAUCCUUCUCCGAUCCUACAGCAGCUAUCAGAUUUUCAAGGCCACAUUGCAGUUCCUGGCCGGCCGUGACUUGACCACUCCUCUGAUUCUCUUUGCCUCUGACGUGCCUGUCCCUGAUGGCGGUCCCGUCUUGUUUGAUGGCCGGAGAGGGCUUAAUCUUCUCUACAAGAUGACCCCGUGGUCGUACGCAGUCCUCCGUCAGGAGGCCACUGUGACUUUGAAGAUGCUGAACGAAUCCCGGGAAGACAAUUUUGACAAGGUGUUCAUCGUCAAAGUCGACGAGCCAGCCUUGAGAUUCGACCGUCUGUUGACCUUCCCCAAGUCGUUCAGUGGUGACACUCUUCGAUCCCUGCACGAUCAAAAGACUUUGCAUCAAGUGCUGUCCCGCGCUCUCGGAGAUCGGAUCAACCUCAUCUCUCUUACCAGUCGCUCGGCUGAUGCGUGGCCGGUCAAAUCUAAGGCUCCCAACAAAAAGGCUUGCCAUGAUCUGACCGUGGGUCUCAUGCUGAACGGCGAAAAUGUUGGACGGACGGUUGACCACGGACCAGCCGCAGAGGAAAAGGAGGAGGCUGCUUCUUUCCGAGCUUUUUGGGGAGAAAAGGCUGAGCUGCGUCGGUUCAAAGAUGGAAGUAUCGUGGAGAGUUUAGUUUGGUCGGAUCAAUCCGACGAGGAUUCUAUCGUACAUCAGAUCCUGGCUCACAUCCUUCAGCGGCAUUUCAAGAUCGAGGAGGACGAUUUCUUCCUGCACGGCGAUGAAUAUGACGAUAUGCUUUACGAUGAGGGCGACGAGGUCAUUGCGUACUCAAGUGCCCCGUUCAAGUCCAUCAACGAGGCAUUCGGUGAGCUGGAGCAGUCACUGCGAAGCAUGGAGGAUGUUCCCCUGUCGAUUCGCCAUGUGGCUCCCGCCAGCGCAUUGCUCCGUUACACGGCCUUGCGCAUUCAAGGCUCCAGUGGAGACAAUGAACCGGCCGAUGUUGUUCUCCAAUUCGAAAGCUCCUCGCGCUGGCCUGACGACUUUGCUGCCAUUCAAAUGACAAAAGCUGCUUUCCUCAUCAAGAUCGGAGACUCGCUGCAAGAAGCUGGUGCAGCCUCCUUCUGUCGCGUAGGCAUGGAAAAUGAGUCCAGCAAGGUCCUCAACACAUUCUACCUGGAUAUUUCACACACCUCUGGGUUCACCUUCCGCCUUCGAAUUCAUCACGACCGCGAACAGACUCUUCUGGAGCGUCAGCUCAAGAACAAGACUAUUAGUCCUCGAGAACGGGAAGAGGCCGCAUUCGCGCUCUUCUCAUACAAGAAGACCUUUGUCCAACAGCCACGCUUGACACAAGCACUCCGAAGCCUGUGCACUCGUCUGCCCCUACUCUCACCAACUAUCCGCUUGGUCAAGUACUGGUUCACCUCGCAUCUCUUCUCCGCUCAGAUCAGCGAAGAACUUAUUGAGCUCCUGACCACGCGCGUUUUCACUCAGCCCUACCCUUGGGAAUGUCCCUCCAGCAUUAUGACCGGAUUCCUGCGAACGAUCUAUUUCCUGUCCCGCUGGGACUGGCAGCAAGAACCCUUCAUCGUCGACCUGAGCGGUGACCUGAACCCCGAACUUACCGAAACCAUCAAAACUCGAUAUACCGCAUGGCGGAACAUCGACCCGGGAAUGAACACUAUCGCCCUUUUCGUGGCGUCAGACCUCGACCCCGAGGGCGUGACAUGGACCCAGUAUGAGUCGCCCUCCAAGGUCGUCGCCGGUCGAAUGACCGCCUUGGCCAAGGCAGCCGUGAACCUGCUACGCAAGGAGCACGACGAACUAGAUAUCGCUGACCUCUUCCGCACAUCUCUUGCUCCAUACGACUUUGUGCUCUAUCUUCGUCCAAAGCUCCUCGAUGGUGGCGCCAAUGCAUCAUCUUCUUCGUCCAAAUACAAGAAUCUCGCCGAGGCCAAUAGUCAGAGCCGUGCAGAAAAACUGGCCAUUAUCAAGUCAUUUGUGCGGGACGUGCAAGCUUGCUAUCACCAGAGCAUGCUCUUGUUCCAUGGCGAUGAACGCUGUGGGGUUGUCACCGGCUUGUGGAAUCCUCAGAUGCUGAAACCUCGAGCCUGGAAUCUAAAGACCGCUUACUCAACCGCUCCAGCACCCUCUUCCGAGUCUGAGAAGCAGGACAGCGUGGUCAUUAACCGUUCUGCCAUUCUGAAUGAAAUCUCUCGACUUGGCGAGGGAGUCAUUGAGAGGAUCGAGGUAUCUGAUGGCAAGCUAUGA
This is a messenger RNA of Penicillium oxalicum, 3378 nucleotides long. RefSeq names its product rRNA-processing protein UTP22. The coding region runs from base 1 to 3378 and encodes 1125 amino acids. The transcript has a single exon. Gene Ontology annotation, cellular component: CURI complex; UTP-C complex; small-subunit processome. Lineage: Eukaryota; Fungi; Ascomycota; Eurotiomycetes; Eurotiales; Aspergillaceae. The record is from RefSeq and is a predicted model, not a curated record. Gene Ontology annotation, biological process: tRNA export from nucleus; rRNA processing.